Molecule: messenger RNA, 1521 nt
Organism: Colletotrichum truncatum
Lineage: Eukaryota; Fungi; Ascomycota; Sordariomycetes; Glomerellales; Glomerellaceae
Source: RefSeq, a predicted model, not a curated record
AUGGCGCAACAAAACGAAAAGUAUCCUCAAAAUUUAGGAGUCGCUGGUGAGAGCGGAGAUGAGGGUGGUUUGAAGUCAAAAGAACCGAUCCAUGUCGAAGCAGAGGUUCCAGCAUAUACAGAGUCAAAAAGAACGUGGAAGUCCUUCUUCUGGUCGACACUCGAUGUCCCGGAAGAAGAGGCUCGAUUCCUCACCAAGCUCGAUCUGACGCUCAUCUCGUCAUCUGCACUGGGUGUUAUGUGUCGCUACCUCGACCAAGUCAAUAUCACCAAUGCUUUUAACAGUGGCAUGAAGGAAGACCUAGCACUUUAUGGAAAGGAGCUCAACUACGCCAAUGCCAUUUGGAGCGCGGCUUAUGUGUUUGGGCAAAUUCCUUCCAAUAUGCUGCUGACACGGCUCACACAGGUCAAUGCGCCUCUGUAUAUCGCAUUCCUCGAACUGGCCUGGACCAUCUUUACUUUCGCCACAGCAGGUGUCAAAAAUGUCACCCAACUCUAUGUUUUUCGGUUUUUUGUUGGCCUGUUCGAAGCCGGCCACUUCCCGGCAGUGAUGUACGUGUGCUCAAGCUACUACAAGCCCCAUGAGUUGGCACGUCGCAACACAUUAAUCCAGGUAUUCACUUCGGUCGGGCCUCUCUUUUCCGGCUUUUUGAUGGCCGCAGUGCAUGCCGGACUGGACGGAUCCAACGGCCUUCCAGGAUGGCGGUGGAUGUAUAUUGUCUGUGGCUGUAUCUCACUACCUUGCGCGAUCUGGACUGCAUUUGCUAUGCCUCAGCUACCAUCUCGAGCAAAAGCCAAUUGGAUCUUUACAGCAGAGGAAGUCAGACUCGCUCGAGCUAGAAUGCCCUCAGAGACGAAACCUUUUACUGGCCUAUUUAAAUGGAAAGACAUCAAACGCUGGCAUACUACAUGGCAUGUUUAUCUUUUUCCCAUUUUCUUCGCAUUCUUGGUACAGGUUGGCCAGUCAGGAGGGUCUAUGAUCUUCUGGGUUAAGAGUUACAACUUGCCCGGAAAGCCUGCUGUCUUCUCAGUGGCGGAGAUUAACAUCAUUCCUCUCGGGAUCAACAUCAUCUCUAUUGUUUGCACCCUUUUGAACUCUUGGAUCUCGGACGGCUUGCCCGGAUCUGCCCGCUGGCCCGGCAUGGUAUUUGCCAGUGUUAUGGGUAUCAUCUUCCCAAUCGCUCUAGCAGCCACGCCAGUCCACCCACCAAAUAUUGCCACUCGAUGGGCUCUUUAUUAUCUUACUGCUCUCUCUGGAACAUGCGCUGGCAUUACGUGGACAUGGGUAAAUGAGACAAACAGACAUGAUCCAGAAAAACGGGCCUACACUUCUGCUCUGAUGAAUGCGUUCGCUUACAUUUUCACCGCCUGGGUCCCAAUCUUUACCUUCCCAGCCAACCUGCAGCCGUACAUUAUUACCGGUAAUUACAUCACUGCCGGGUUUGGCGCGGCGGCGGCGUUGACUGCGCUUACAAUUCGCCAUUUCUAUAACCGAGAUCUUAAAAAGCAGCAGUAUCUAUAG